AUGUCUCUAGGCCGGUCACUUGCAAUGAAUUUCAGUGGUCAGCUGGUGGCCAGAGUUUUCUCGUUUGGAAUCAAUAUGUAUUUGCUGAGGGUGGUCGAUAAUGAUGUACUCGGUCUCGUCAACGUACGGUAA
This is a messenger RNA of Ostertagia ostertagi, 132 nucleotides long. The record is from the annotation of a GenBank genome assembly. Lineage: Eukaryota; Metazoa; Nematoda; Chromadorea; Rhabditida; Trichostrongylidae.